Pseudopipra pipra is the source of this 2127-nucleotide messenger RNA. It is a transcript of the gene ARL6IP4, whose product is annotated as ADP ribosylation factor like GTPase 6 interacting protein 4. Bases 107 to 1198 code for a protein of 363 amino acids. The record is from RefSeq and is a predicted model, not a curated record. NCBI's taxonomy places the organism in Eukaryota, Metazoa, Chordata, Aves, Passeriformes, Pipridae. The transcript is spliced from 6 exons.
UCGAGAACCGAGAAGGGCUGGACGUGAGCGGGUACAGGGUGUUAUUUUAAGCCCUCGCGAGGGACCCGCUGGAUUUUUGGCUGGGGGUGCCAUUGGCACACGGCUGAUGAGCUGCUCGUUAGCAAAGCCCAUUAAAAUCGCACCUGGGCAAGGAAACCGGCUGCUGUAUUUGUGCCUAGAGCCGAUAUCAAGAAACUCAGUCUCGAAGGUUUCACCUCUUUCAGCAGCGAACGCGCGCGCGCUCCCCGCCCGCCCGAAUUCCCCCCCAAAAUUGAGCUACAGUGCGGUCCCAGCGCCCCCCGGAACCAAAGAGCGCGGCCCGGCUGCCGCCCGGCCCCGCGCGCGGCGGACGGGAGCGGGGGACGGCAGGCGCGGACCCUGCGGCGGGAGCGGGACCGGCCCUGCCCGGCUGACCAUGGCCCACAGCCAGUCUCGGAAGCGGUCACGGAGCAGGAGCAAAAGCAGCUCUCGGAGCAGGCAGGAGAGGAAGGAGAAGAAAAGGAGGAAAAGCAGCAAGGACUCACAGCAGGGCAGCAGCUCUCCUCCAAGGAAGAGGAACGCUGGCUCUCAUGGACACAAGUCGAGCUUGGCAGCAGCCAGGGAAGAGAAGAAGAAGGAAGGAAAGGACAAAAAGAAGAGGAAGGCCAGUACCUCUUCCUCUGAGACAGCAUCUUCAUCCACCAGCUCUUCCUCAUCCUCCUCUUCCUCCAGCCCCUCUUCUGAUGACUCCAGUGACAGUGACUCCAAAACAAAGAAGAGUCAACAUGGCAAAAAAAAGCAAGUGAAACAGAAAGACAAGAAAAAGAAGAAGAAGAAAAAGAAGAAGAAAUUAAAAAGGAAAUUAAAAAAGAAGGCAAAGGAAAAGGCUAAGGAGGAGAAAGCCAAGGGAGAAGAGGUGCCUGGCCCCUCGCUGGAGCAGUGGCAGAAGGAAUCAGUGGAGGACUCUGGGCCAGUUUUGACAGAUGAACAGAAAUCCCGGAUCCAGGCUAUGAAGCCAAUGACAAAGGAAGAAUGGGAUGCGAGGCAGAGUGUCAUAAGGAGAGUCGUGGAUCCCGAAACAGGGAGAACCAGGCUCAUUAAGGGAGACGGAGAAAUUCUGGAAGAAAUUGUCAGCAAGGAGAGACACAAGGAGAUUAACAAGCAAGCCACACGGGGGGACGGGCUGGCCUUCCAGGUGAGGACAGGGAUGCUGCAGUGAGUGUGCACCAGCCAGGCCAGGAGCCCAUCCUGCUGCCAGUGCCAGCUCAGGUAGGAGCCUCUGUCUCUGGACCACGCAGACAGCACCAUGUCAACAUGUUCCCCAGGGGCACUUUGCAGCUGCUCUGUAAGUUACUGACUGGGAAGGAGAGUGACUUUAGUGGUUCAUCUCCCACCAAACAGCUUUUCCCCUCCCUCUCCCAGCUGAGGCCAGUGUGGCUGUAAUGCACCUGAGCCCUCUAUGCCCCAAUGCGCCUUUGGAUGCUGGAGGAGCUCAGCAGCACCCAGGGGACAGGCUCGAGGGUGCUGAGCACCUCAAAGUGCUGCUGCCCCUCAGCUCCAGGCUCUGGUUGGCAGGAACCAACACUGUGGCCACAAAAUACACAAAUGGCUGCCACUUCUUCCCUUCAGGGGCUGCUUGUGGCCCCUUCCUUGCUGGAUGUGGCUCAUGGGCCCUUCAGGCUCACCAACCCUCCUGCUCAGAGAGGAGCAGCUGUGGCUCUACUCAGGCUGCAGCUCUCCCCUGCACCCUUAAGUGUCACCCUCCACUGUGCCCCGGGUCUUUUCUCAGCUUUCCUGCAGCUUCAUCUCUGGGGUGGCACUGGGGAGCACUGAGCUGGCACACUGCACUGAGAUGUGUGCAGGUGUGCUUUGUGGAGGAGUGGCUUUACCUUGCUGUCUGCUCCUGCAUGCAACUCAUGUCCCUGCCCCACAGCACAGGCCCUGGGCAGCGUUGGGGCUCUGGACCUCUCAGCCCAUGGCUGCUCUGAAGCAAACAGAGAAGCCUUUCCCCCACUGCAAAGUCCAUAAAUCUACAAACUGUAAAAAAGAAAUGGAGAAAAUGAGUUAAAGGACUAAUAGGACUGAUGUGCACGGAGGGUUUCCACGUUCUGAUCAUCGCUGUAACCCCAUUAAACUGGCGCCUGCUCA